AAGGAAAGGGAAAAGAGAGGGAACGAGAGAGAAGGAUAAGGAGGGAGGAAAGAAGAGAAGUAGCAGGAGAGAGAGGGGCAGAGAUAAAGAGGGAGAUAAAAAGAGACGGAGAGGGAAAAAGGAAGAAAGAAGUGCGAGAGAGAGAGAGGGAGAGUGGAGAGAGUGAGGAGGGAAGUGGGGGGGAGAAACAGUCCUUGUACUAGGGCGGGAGAGUUGGCUAGGAAAAGCAAAGGCAGCAGGACUCUCUUUUUUACCCUGGGGGCUCCAAUGAGGAGCUGCAUCCAGCCCCAGCCCGCGGAGAUGCUGCAGCUGCUGCUGCUGCUGUCGCCGCAGCCGGGUCUCCUAGUGCACCGUGGGUACCCCCAAUCACUUCCUACGGACCAGGCCAAUCAGGCAGCUCAGGGGCUUGCAUUUUGGCAGAUGCACCCCAUUAUUGCUGCUCCCCUACUGAGCCCGGGGGCUGGAGCCUGGAAGCCUCUGCGCAGGGACUAGUAUCCCUGACUCUUAAUGAUUUUCCUAUAAUCUCUGGCCCAAGGGGCACGGUGCCUGCAGACCCGCUAAAGUGAUAGAGUGAAGGAGAAAAGGGAAGGCCCGGAGGGUGCAUAAUGAAGGUCCCCAUGGGCAUCCGGAGGCUGAGGUGGAAGCUCAGUAGACGCUGCACCAUCCUCUUCGUUCUCUUCUGGACCGUUUGCUGGGUGCUAGUGGCCACACUUUUCCUUCAAGUCCACAGGAGCGUCUUUUCUGAGCGCUGCACAGACGAAAAGAGCCGGAGGAUCCUGGCUGGGCUGUGUCAUGACUACCAAGGGGGCACGCUGAUGGGAGACCUUUGUGAAGACCUGUGUGUGGCUGGCAAGCUGGUGUACCAGCGUUGCCUCUACUAUGAGAGGGGCAAGAAAGUUCUUCAGGCUACCUGGCAUGGCCAGCCUGUUGUCCUAAAAUCCAAGAAGGAGGCCUUCUCCAACUUCCAACCCCUUGACUUAUUGGAUGAGGAGGUGGAGGGUAGCAAAGACUUCCCUGAGGCAGAACUCCUCCUAAUGGUAGCCAUAGAGGUCAAGAAUGCUCUGGGUCUAGAGCUCUCCAACAGCACCAUGGGGCCCCUGUGGUCAGGGAGAAGGGGGCCUCACUGGAAAGUCCAGGUAGCCAGCAUGUGGUCACUGCUUCAGCAGGAGGAGUAUAUCUACUUCAGCCUUCUACAAGACUUCAGCCGCCAUGUCCUACAGGUGCUGGGUUCCUGUGGCCACUUCUAUGCAGUUGAAUACCUUGCUGCUGGACAUCCCCGACACAGAACACUUUUUCCUCUGGAAGAGGCUAUUGGCAUCCCACUUGUGAGUGACCAGGGCCAGGCAAAGGCCAUCAACAACAUUGCCCUCAGCUUCUUGGACAUGGUAAACCAUUUUGAUAAUGACUUCUCCCAUCGCCUUCACCUCUGUGAUAUCAAACCAGAAAAUUUUGCCAUAAGGAGUGACUUCACAGUGGUCGCUAUUGAUGUGGAUAUGGCCUUUUUUGAACCUAAGAUGAGGGAUAUCCUUGAACAGAACUGCACAGGAGAUGAAGACUGCAACUUCUUUGACUGUUUUUCGAAGUGUGAUCUCAGAAUCAACAAAUGUGGUGCACAGAGAGUCAAUAACAACCUGCAGGUGAUCUGUGACAAAAUAUUUCGACACUGGUUUCCUUCCAAUUUUAGAAAUUCUGCCAUCACUUUGCAGCUCCAGGAACAGUUAGAGAAGGCUGUUCAUGAAUGUGCAGACCCUGGAACCCAAGACAUGCCUCACCACCAGAGAGUGUCUCCAAACUCUUUCUCUGAACUAUAUCGAUUGCUUCAGGCUACUCAAAGGGAACUUCAGAAAUCAGAGGAUUAGCUUUUUCCAAACGACUCUGUACUAUUUCCACUGCAUUUGUUUAUUCCAAGUCACACAGUAGUAUGUUUUGUUUUUUGUUUUUGUACUGUGCAAAUGAAACAUCCAUGAAGAUGCUACGGAUAUUAUCAUGGCUCUUUGAAGUGUGAAAUUGCCUUAUGUUAUUUCAGUCCCAGCUCUGGCCUUCUUGAUGUGUACUUCCCUCCACUCUGUCUCUUGCCUGGUUUGAUUUACCUAAGCUGUUUGAAGAACAGGGUGAUACAUAUAAACACUGGCUCUGAGGUCAAAAAGGAAGUGUGGAAGAGUGGGUGCAAAGAUAAUUUUGUUUUAGGAGGAGGGGCAUGCAGUUGGUAAACAGCCAAAAUAUGUCUCUGAAGAGAAAGAUUUGGUUUUUUCUGGUACAAGGAAGAUCUUAAACUCCUUUCUGUCAUUUAUAGUAAAAAGAAGUAUCUAAAAAUAUGUGUUGGAUAUAUGCAGGGUUUGCCAAUGUGCUCAGUGGUUAACUAAGCCAGUAAAAGGCAGCCAAUUUGUGCUGGAGUGAAAACUUUUAUCAAACUUGAGGAAAAUGUGGCACCUUCAAGGAAGAGAAUUAGUGUUGGAGAAUAAUUAAUUUACUAAGUAUCUUUCAUUUCAAAAAUGAGUCUACCAUGAGUGAAUGAAUGAAAAGGUGGUUAAUAAUUGCUUAUUGUCUUUUAGCUAACUUUGGAGUUUUUACUAAUAAUCUGAUAACUACUUUUUUAUUCUAUCCUUCCAGAUCAAAGAGCAGACUUUGUGAAAGAAGCAAAAGCAAAAGUAGUUGAAUAAUUCAUUCAUAACUCUGUUAUUAGCAUCAUCCUGUCCAAAUCCUGUUUUCCUUGCUCAUCCUCUUGCUUCUAACACUAUUUUGGGGUAAAUAUUAUUGUUAUCAUUAGCAUUUAUUACUAGUUUUGGCUCACUUCAGAUUUUAUCAUUAUUGGCACUAUUCCUUUGGAACUAUGUUACUCUUCAUCUCCAUUCUCAGUUACUUGCUCUUGCUUCUAUCUUCAUCCAUCCAUCCAUCCAUCCAUCCAACAAUAUUCAAGAUCCAUUCAAUAAGCAUCUGAAUACUUACUAUGUGUCAGGCACUGUGCAAGGUGUUGGGGAUAAAAAGAGCAUACCUUUUACAAUCUGAAUUAUUUGGUAAGUUUCUUAUGCUUUCGCCUCAGACCUUGCCUUUUAUACUUCUUAUCAGACUCAUUUUUAUUCUUGUGUCUUCAGAAUUUCAUUCAUGACAAAUUUCUCUUGGGCAAACUUCUUCCAAACUGUGCUUUCUCUGAGCUUUAUGAAAUCUGCUCUAUCCAAGCAUAGAGCUAGGCUUUCCUCUCCCCUUUCAAAGAUUCUAUAAUGGAAGGUAUUUGUUCUCCUACAUUUCCUGUUGUUUCUACUUCCACAACCAAGUAUCUCCAUGUUGAUCAGAAUUGGGUUCAAAAUAGCCUUUUUUCUUAUUCCUUCCUCAACUUUUAAAAAACUUUUACCCUCUAUAAUAUUGUCAAUUCUAAGACAGAAGAGUGGCAAGGACUAGGCAAUCAAGUUUAAGCGAUUUGCCCAGGGUCACCUAGCUAGGACCUUCUACAACUUUAGGAAGGAUGAAACUAUCAUUAUUUUAAAUCACAAAUAUAUCAGUUGCUUUGCUUUUGGUAUAAAAGGCAAUGUGGUAUAGAGGAUAGAGAACUGGCCUCAAAGUCAAGAAAAUCUGAGUUUACAGAUUACCACUGACUACAUACUGGUUGUGUAACACUGAGAAGGUCACUAAUUUUAUUACUGAGCUAAACAAAUUUCUAAGAUUCUAAGUUGUAGAGAAAGGGCCAACUUGUAUGAGUAGAAACAAUUUCCUUUCCUUGAACUUGCCUAUGCCAGUAAAAUCACAUGUCUGGGACCUAGUCACACCAGUUUUUGGUAGAGAAAGAGUUCCAGCAGAAGUCUAGGGAACUGAAAUUUUUCAUCAUGUAUUCUUUGAUGCCAAUUUCUCUUUUUCUGUCCUAGUUGCUUAUAAUAUUAUUUCUGCAACAGUAUUUCUUCUUUUUUUAAUUAUUCAUAUGAUCUGUACCAUAUUUCUCCCUUUUGGUUCCCAGAUUUAUUCAUAGGUAUAUGUCUUUUUUAAUGUGCGACCCAAUACCAAUAUUCUUUUUUAUACUUUUACUUUGAAUAAGAUUCAUAUGCUUCUACUAUCCAGUCAUAGAUCCCAUCCCUCCAAGUUUCAGUGGUAAUUAUGAGGUCAAAUAUGGCUCUUUGCAUUAAAAUCUCUUUUCACACUAUUUAUUACCCAUAUGUUGUUCAUUUAUGCAUAAAUACUUGAGACUAUGGAUUUUAUUGCUGGAUCUUUUCUUAGAUAUUGUUUCUUAUGAAUUACUCAUCCUUUCUUCCAUUCUUCUCUCUGUGUUCUAUGAACAAUUUGUACUUUUUUCUUCUUUUUCUCUCUUGCCUAAAUAUCUGUGUGUGUGUGUGUGUGUGUGUGUGUGUGUGUGCGUGCAAUCCAUAGGCCCUUAAGUAUACUCAAUCCCUGGCCAAGAGACUAUCAUUCUUAAAUUUUAAGUGGUCAUCCUGAAAUCCUAAUCCUCUUUACAAAUAAUAUCUUCUUAGCAAGAUGUUAAUUUAUAAAAUCUAUCUUUGUCCUUUGAAUAUUUUACCUUUAAGCAGUAAUGCUACACAUAGUAAUAAAUGUGUGCCAAAAGGCUUCAGGGUUUUUUUUUAACCUAUAACUUUGCAAUAGUUUUUGGGUUCCUCCUGGAUGUAUCAUUUGAUACACAUGAAUAACCCAAAAUUGGUAGCAUUCAUUCAGUAUGACAAAUUUUGGACAGCUCUUAUCCAUUGCAUCCUGGCCACAUUCCUAUGAAAGACAAUAGACUGGUCUGUUAUUUAUGUUAGGUUGACAAAUAACUGUUUAAGAACCCCUCAGCAGGGAGUUCCCAACCACUGCUGCUUGUCUCUUUUUCUCCUGACCAUUUCUGGAUUAUAGGAUACUUGAUAGGACCCAUGAAGUCAUAUCAUCAUUUAUUGGAGAGGAGGAAAAAAUACUGUUUUCUCCAGAGAUAGUCCAGUUUCCUGCUACAGUAAUAGCCUGUCUAUUACUCAAUUCCAAAUGAUCAAUAGUCUGUUGUUUCCUUCCUUGUCCAUGAUACAUUUUUUUUCAUCUGAGCAUUCAUUUGCCUGAUUAAUCUAGAGAGGAGAGAUUUGCCCCACUAGCUCUUUCAUUUUCUCCUCUAGGACAGCACUAAUAUCUACUUUCAACAUAUGCAUGCUACUUGUUAUUGACAGAAAUAGAAAUAGCACACUCUCUACAAGUCCUUGCAAAAUUCUUGUUCUCUAUACACAAGUUUGAAAGCAAAAUCCACAACCUUUUGUUACCUUCUUGUUUCCUCCAUUUCUUUUUAAUUUGUUAUUUGUUUUAAAUAUUCUUUUCUUUUUAAAUUUUGAUUUCCAAAUUCUUUAAGACAAGCAAUAUGAUAUCAAUUAUACUUGUGAAAUAAUGUAAAACAUAUUUCUAUAUUAGUCAUAUUUCAUAAAAAAGCAAGAAAAACAAAGAAGGUAGGAAAAUCACUCAUCAGUUUGUGCUCAGAGUUCAUCAAAUAACUGGAGGCAGAUAGUAUUUUUUCAUCCUGGUCCUUUGGAAUUGUCUUGGGACAGUAUAUCUCCUUGUUCUUAAAAGAAUAUUCAGCUUUCUGUCCUUGUGCAUGUUUGUUGGGGUAUGAGGAAAAGUAGCAAAACUAAAUUUAUUUAGCAUACUGCAAACACAAGUCAUGACAAACAAGUAUAUAGAAGCACCUAGAAUCCAUUUUCCAGGAAUCUAAUUUUCUAAUUAGAGCCAUCUACAUCUUUCCACUUUGCUAUUCAUCUACAGAUAUCUCCCUGAGCAAGUGGUAUACUUUUAAAAGAGUUGACGAUCUCUUCUGUUCAUGCUAUUUGCUACAUUUAGUGGCAAAUACAUUUCUGAACAAAUAAUUUUUGUGGUAAAUACAAAUCCACACCAGUAAAGGAAAAAUUGAGACCAUACAUGAAAUGCAUAAUCCAAACAGGACUUAUUAAAAGAUAUUCUUAAUAGUUGAUUAAGGCUUAAGAGGGCUGGAAAUGAGAAUAGCUGCAAGUCUUCAAGGAUUAUAAUGAAAAAGAUGACUUUCCAGAUUUUCCUUUUUGUUCAGAAAAUCUCUGAUGUAUGCCAGUGGUGCUUUAUCUAUUUCUUUUGCUACUCUGGGAUUCUAGAGCAGUUUUUGGUGGGGAAACCAGAUACUAUCUCUGUUUCCAGAACAAUGUUUUGGAAUAUUUUAGCAUUUUACUGACUAAUGUAGAAAAGAACAUUCAAAUUAACAAGAUCAUAGAUCAAUUUGAGGCAAGUCUAGCCCUAAAGGCAAAAGAAUCAGGUAGAGAUGGAAAAGCAUGCUAUUUCUAGUUUAUUUCUAGUUUCAAGGGAGGGAAAGAGUUUGGUUCACUCCUUGUUUAACUUUGUAAAUUUUUGGAAGUGUUCUUAUAGAGACAGAGGCCUGUUCUCCUGGCUUUGAGUGGACUCUGAAACAUUAUUCUGUAAAUUUCUAAAGGAUUAUUCUUCUGCAUGGGUGGUUAUUAGCUCAUAUGGUCCUCAUGGCAAAAGACAGAACAAAGGAGCCAUUAAUUUUGUUCAUGACCUGAAUUUCAUAUUUAACAUUAAACUAUCUUGAACAGCUAGGUGGCGCAGUGGAUACAAAUAUCUUCCUAAAUUCAAAUCUGGCCUCGGACACCAAUUAGAUGUGUGACCCUGAGCAAGUCACUUAACUCUGCCUCAAUUUCAUUGUCUGUCAAAAGAGCCAGAGAAAGAAAUGGCAAGCACUUCAGGAUCUUUGCCAAGAAAAUCCCCAAAAUGGUCACAAAGAAUUGGAUACAACUCAAAUGGUUGAGUAAAAAAAAAAACAGUCUCUAGGCUUGAAAGUUGGGGUUCUUUACUUUUCUUGGGUUAUGGGCCCAUAGCAAUUUGGUGAGACCUAUGGGCAACUUCUUAGAAUAAUGUUUGUAAAAUGUAUCAAGGAAAACACAAGAUUACAAAGGAAACCAAUUAUGCUGAAAUAUAAUCAUCAAUAAUUUAUUUAAAAGUUCAUGGACCUUGGGUUAAGAACCAUUGCUUUAAAGCAAGUAAUGGGUACUGAAAACAGGUUAGCAUUCACUCAUGCAGGGCCCUUUAGUCAAUAUUUUAUAAGUUAGACUCUCUUGCUUCUACAAGAUGAACCAGCAGUUUCAAACAAUACAGUAGGGUAUACAUACCUAUACAUUUUCUAGCUAGCAAUAUCAAUUCAAUAUAUUCAUAAAGGAAAUCUACCACUUACAGUUUGAAAAAUCCCAAGAAGCAAACAGAUCCUCCUAUUCCUUAGAGGAUGGAUCACAACAGCUUUAAACCAGACAUGUAAUCAAUUGAAAUAGUUAUAAUUUAGCUGGCCCUGCCACACUCCCGCUAUGCCCUUCUUCAAUUAAUCCUCAUACCACUACAUGGAAUUUCUCACCGUUCUGCUCACUCUGCUCCGGAAAUGUUUCUGCUUGUCAAUGUCUUUCUUUAAAAUGUUGUGCUCAGGAGCGGAUGCAAUAUUUCAGAUGUGUUCCAUCCAGGGCAAUGAGAAAACACUUGACUGAAAAUGAAAGAUGUCCCUGGUUCAAAGUCGGGUGCUUCCUUUGGGUCCAGAAAAGGGGAGCGUGGCAUAAUGGGGAGAGCCCUGGAUUUGGAGAGCAUUUGGGCUCAGAUCUUAAUUCUGCUGAGGGCUCCUUUUGGGAUAGCCAUUUCCCUUCUCUGGCCUCAGUGUCCUUAGUUUUUAAAAUAAAGGAAUUGAAUUAGAGACUCUCUUAGAUCUCUUCUGCCCAUAAAUCAAUGGUCCCAUGACUUUUACCUUCCUUGCUUUGCACGUGAUAUUUCUAUUAAUGCAGUUCAAGAUCACAAGAGUUCUUUUGGUUGCUGCAUCACGCUGCUGGUUUUUUCUGAGUUUGCAGAUGACUAAAAUCCCUGGCUGGUCAUCUCAUGACCUAGAAAAGGUCACAUCACAAUUGUGUACUUGAAGUUUUCAUCACAAAUGCUAUAUGCUUCAUUCAAGUACAUCUAUGAGCUUAUCAAUUUGGAUAUUCUUUCUAACAAUGUAAAUCAUAGCUCAUCCAAGUCUUCAUAACCCAUGUGAUCUUGAACAUUUUCUCCCAUAUAUUAGAGUUUUUAGCUCCUUGAGGGCAGAGAUUGUCUUUAUUUUUAUUUUUUAUCUCCAGCAUUUAGCAUAGUAUCUGGAACAUAAUAGAUUCUUUUUUUUUUUUAACCCUUACCUUCCAUCUUGGAAUCAAUACUGUGUUCAAGGCAGAAGAGUGGUAAGGGAUAGGCAAUGGGGGUUAAGUGACUUGUCCAGGGUCACACAGCUGGGAAGUAUCUGAAGCCAGAUUUGAACCUAGGACCUCCUGUCUCUAGGCCUGAUUCUCAAUCCACUGAGCUACCCAGCUGCCCCCCAUAAUAGAUUUUUAAAAAUAUUUAAUUAAAUAAUUUAGAAUAAUUUGCCAUGGUUAUAAGACUUAUGUUCCUUCCCUUCCUUUCCCCCACUCCGCUCCCAUAUAUGACGCACAAUUCCACUGGGUUUAACAUGUACCACUGAUCAAGACCCAUUUCCUUAUUAUUAGUAUUUGCACUAGGGUGAUCUUUUAGAGUCCACUUUCCCAGUCAUAGCCCCACCAAUCCAUGUGAUCAAGUGGUUGUUUUUCUUCUGUGUUUCUUUUCCUACAUAUCUUCCUCUGGAUGUGGAUAGUGUUCUUUCUCAUAUGUUCCUCCAAAUUGUUCUGGAUCAUUGCAUUGCUACUAGUAGAGAAGUCCAUUACAUUUGAAUUUACCACAGUGCAUCAGUCUCUGUGUAAAAUGUUCUCCUGGUUCUGCUUCUUUCACUCUGCAUCAAUUCCUGGAGGUCAUUCCAGUUCACAUGGAAUUCCUUCAGUUUAUUACCCAUGAUAGAUUUUUAAUAAAAUGUUUAUUGAUUCAUUGACUGGCAUUUGCCACAUAAGGUUCACCCAAGGUUCCAGAAACUUCUUUGCCUUCUCCUGCAUUGGAGAGGAUACCAGUGAAAUAUCUAGUCCCAGGUUGGCAAACCUAUGGCACGUGUGAUGGAGGAGGCUAUUCCCCUCCCCCUCUCCACAUGCACCUGAGCACAUUCCUCAUUUCUCCUACCCUUCUGCCCAGCAGCCCAGUGGGAGUGCUUCUCCCUCCCAUGUCUGGGUUAAUAAAGGGGUGGCUCACAUGUGGCAUGAGGGUACAGUUUGGGCACUCAGUCUCUAAAAGGCUCACCAUCACUGAUCUAGGCAAUCCAUCUCCCAUCCCUUGCUCUUACUCCAUGACCAACAUAUCUUUUUUCUAUCUUACAUUUCACUGAUGUUAUAAUUUAAUCUUGAAAUUCUUUGAGUUUCUUCUUUUGUUUUAUACUCUGCUCACAUCCACAAUGCAUCUCUCCAAUGCCCUUUUUGUUGUUUUCAUUUUUAGUUCUUUAGAGAUUGUUGAAUCGCAUAUCUUACAGCUAUUUCACACACAGGUAGAGUAUUGGCAUUAAAAGGAUGGAUCUUUUGUUUCUGGAAGACAUUUGAGGUCAUUAAAGGAGCUUUAAAAUUACCUAAAGACAAUCCAUCCCUCUCUACAUCCUUUUUAAUUCUAUGCCUAAUUAGUGGUCCAUUUGUUCUGUUUGUUAUAUAGAUAUAUGUGUGUAUUUUAUACAUAUAUAUACAUAAAACACUAGAUAGAUAAUUCUAUAUGUAGAUAUAUAUGUAUAUAUCAUAUAUACAUACAUGUUUAUAGAGAGAUAUUUUGAGAUACACACACAUAAACAUACAUACACAAACCCUGAUAAGAUCUAGAGGCUAUUCAUGUAACUGCUUGUCAGAAUCUUAAUUAUCCACUAAUAUUUUUUUUGUUCUAUAUGGAUGGUCAGUAAAACCUGCUUUGAGUAAGUAAAAAUCUCUUCCAGGACAUAUUGCUUUAUUUCAGGGCUUGAAAUCCGCAGAGAAGGCCUUUUCAUUUGGGCUCUGUGCUUUACUGUGUUCACAGAGGUGAAUAUCUUUUGGAAAAUGUUUUCUUGCUUUACAUCUCACAUGAUGCUUAUGUUCAUAAUGUCAAUGAACAAGGGUAUCUGUUCUAUAUUCAGGGAAUAUUAAGUAUUUUUAAUAUAUGGCUAGAAAACAACUUAUUGGGAAAAAGCCUUUAGGGUGAUUACUAUAUUGAAUGGAAAGCUUUUUAUAAUCAAUAAACAAUAAUCAUAAUAGUUUCUUACAUUUUCCACAUCUAGCAAACUGUGUGAUGGUAACAACGUGGCCAAUUAUAAAAUAUCUCUCUUUUCCCUAUUAAUACCUCAAUGGUGCCUUUGAUUUAUCUGGAGGUGAUUCCAAAAGUAGGUCAGUCUUUAUCAAUGUUCUCUCAGUUAUUGUUUCAGGAGGUGGUAUUAAUGUAGUCUGAGUUUUUUCCCUACUCUUUAGUAUUUUCCUCUCUCAUAUUUUUAACGGGUCAGUUUUGUGCUUUCACAAUUGCACACAGACUUCUAUAUAUAUUUGGUCUAAUCCAUUGGCUUUUCCCAUCUUUUUUUUUAGUGGCAUUUUUAUCUUCUCUGUAAGCCCAUAUGAAACUGGGCUAUUAGAGUUCAAAUAUGGUGACUCUAACUGUCCUUGAUGGUAAAAAUAAUUUCUUCUUUUUUUCCCCCCUAAAGUCCUUACCUUCUGUCUUAGAAUCAAUAUUCUGUAUUUGGUAGGGGCUAGACAAUCGGAGUUAAGUGACUUGCCCCAAGGUCACAUAUCUAGAAAGUGUCUGAGGCCAGAUUUGAAUCUAGGAUCUCCCAUCUCUAGGCCUGCUUCCCACUCCACUGAGCAAAAUAAUGUCAUAUAAAAAUGUUUUGUCAACUUCAGUCAACAAGCAUUUACUAAAUACCAACUACUAUGCUGAGUACUGGGGAUAGAAAGAGAGGAAAAGGACAAAUUCUUGCUAUCAAGGAGCUCAUAAUGUAAUGGAUGAGACAAUGAAAACAAUUAUGUAUGAAUAAGAUUUAUACCGAAUACAUUGGAAAUCACCAACAGAGGGAGAAUUUUUAGAAUUAAGGAAAAUCAGGAGAGGCUUCCUGUACAAGGUGGGAUUUUUUCCUGGGAGGAAAGUCAGGGAAUCCAGGAGUGGAACUGAGAAAGAAGAGAGUAACAAGCAUGGGGGGAUAGUUGUUAAACAUGCUCAGAGCCUGGAGAUGGAGUGUCUUGUGCAAGGAGGUCAGUAUCCCUGGAUCACAGAAUAUGCGCAGUUAAGUAAGGUAUAAAAAAACUAGAAAGGUAGGAAGGAGGGGGAUAGGUUAUGAAAGACUUUGAAUAUGAAACAAAGGACUUUAUAUUCAACUCUGGAGAUGAUAUGGGUCAAUGGAUUUUAUUGAAUGGGGGGAGGAUAUGGGAAGAUGAAUUUUUGGAAUAUUUGAUGGCUGAAUGAAGGAUGACCUGGAAAGGGGAAAGAUGAAGCAGGGUGAACCCUCAAAAGGCUACUGUAAUAAUUGAGGCACGGGGUGAUAAGGGCUUAAACAAGGCUGGUAGCAUUAUUAUAGGAGGGGAGGGCAUAUAAGAGAAAUGUUAUGAAGGGGAAAUCAAUAGAACUUGGCAACAGACUGGAUAGGGGGUGAGAGAAAGAGAGGAGUUGAAGAUCAUAUUUUUGUUGUAGGCUUAGAGACUGGAAGGAUGAUGGUGCCCUUCAGAAUAAUGGAAAUUUGGAAUAGAGGAGAAUUGGUGGAAGGGGCAGGGAAGAUAACAAAUUCAGUUUAGGCAAGCUGAGCUUAAGAUACCUACAAAACCGCCAGCUCAAGUUUAAUAUUUAGUCAGCUGGAGAUGAAAAACUAGAGGUCAGGAGAGAGGUCAGGGCUGGACAAAAAGCUCUGAGAAUCAUCUGCAUGGAGAUGAUAAUUGUAUCCAGGGGGGCUAAUAAGAUCACUAUGCUAUGUAGUAUAAAGGAUGAAGAGAAGGUCCACAAAAGAACUCUGGGGGGACCCCAUUAUUAGUGAGGAUGACAUGGAUGAAAAUCCAUUAAAAGAGAUGGAGAAGGAGCAGUCAGACAGGUAAGAGAGUCACAUCAUGAAAUCCUAGAGAGAAGAGAGUAUAGAGGAUGAUUGAAGUAGCAAAGAUUGCAGAAAUGUAAAGAAGGAUGAGGAAGACCAAGAAAAGUCUAUUACCUCUACCUGGGCAAUUAGAGAUCAUUGGUAACUCUGGAGAGAGCAAUUAUAAGGUCAGAUGUCAGAAUUAAGAGAUUAAGAGGAAAGAAAAUGGAGACAUCAAGAUAGCCUUCUCAAGGAGUUUAGUCACAAAAAGGAGGAAAGAUAUGGGAAAAUAGCUAGCAAGAAGGGACAGAUCAAAUGAGGGUAUUUUUGUAGACACUAGAGAAGCAGCUGGUAGACAAGGAGAAUUGAAGAUAAGUGAGAGAACAGGGAUGAUACUGGGAGCAAUCUACUGAAGAAGACAGGAUGGAAUGAAAUCAGUUAUACCGGUCAUAUUUGUCUUGGCUUGGAAAAGGGCACCUCUUCUCUGGAGUCAAAGGUUAAGGAAAUUAUGGGGGUAAGCAUCUGAAUGGUGGUAUAGGGAAGAAGGGAAAAGACAGAGGGCUCUUAAGGAAUGGCAAUGUUUUCAGCUGAUGGGAAGGGAGAUUAGAGAUCUGGGGAAAGAACUAGGGGAAAUUUGAGGAAAGACAAAAAGGGGCAAGUCACUUACCAUUUUUGCCUAGACCUUAAUACCGUUCUGCCUUAGAAUUGCCAUAUUAUUGAUUCUAAGUCGGAAGGUAAGGGUUAUUUUUUUUAAGUGCAACAAGGGUUACAAAGAGUAUCCAAGGAAGUUGUUUCUUUAUGGGGAUCCAAAAAAAAUCUAGUCUUGAAACAAAACAAAACAACAAAAAACGUUUCAAAGAUAUGAUCAUGUAGCAUAAUUGGGCAGGUUUGUCAGAUAUGAGAAUGAAUUAGGUUUACCAACAUACCAGGGCAAACCCAGGUCUUACCUCAUGCAUGCUUAUUAUUGGAUGCAGCUGGUUAUGAACUGACCUUGUCCCAAUCCCAGAACACAAACUGCCUGAGGAUGGUCAAGAUGGUCCAAACCAGUUUUAAAUGGUUCUAUUGUUUCUUUGGACACUCCCUUUGCUGACCACAGUUUUGACCAGAUGUCAUCACUUCCCAGCCUUUUGGUUAUUUUUAUAAAAUCACUUAACCCUCCCUAUGGCUGCUCCUCCUGAGCACCGCUUCCUGUGAAGUUUAUUUAUUUUUUAUUUAAUUUUUAAUUUUUGUCUAUUCCUUUUUUAAUUACAUGUAGAAAUAAUUUUCUAAACAAUUGAGUUUUUAAAAAAUCUUUUUGCAAUCCAAAUUCUCUCCCUCCCCCUUUCCCCUCUCCCCUCCCAAUGAUAAUCUGAUGAUAUAGGUUAUUUCAGUGUUAUCAUGCAAUACAAAUUUCCAUAUUCCUCAUGUUGUGGAAGAAGAUACAUAUUGUACAUGCAAGAAAAAAAAACUCAUGAAGGAAAUAAGGUGAGUAAUGAUAUGAUUCAAUCUGUAUUCAUUUUCUGACAGUUCCUUCUAUGGCUGUGGAUAGCACUUUUCAUCAUGAGUCCCUUGUGGGUCUUAGAUCCAUGCAUUGCUGGUAAGAGUUUAGUCCUUCACAGAUGAUCAUCGUACAAUAUUUCUGUUACUGUAUACACUGCUCUCCCAGUCUUGCUCAGUUCACUUUGCAUCAGUUCAGACAAGCCUUUCCACAUUUUUCUGAGAUUAUCCUAUUUGUCAUUCCAUAAAAAUAUUCUAUUACAACCUUAUACCACAAUUGUUCAGCCAUUUCCCAAUCAAUGGAUAUCUCUUCAGUCUAAAUAUCUUUUCUACCACAAAAAGAGCUGCUACAAUUAUUUUUGUAAAAGUAUAUCUUUUCCAUCUCUUUGGGAUACAACUCUAGUAGUGGUAUUGCUAGGUCAAAGAAUAUUCACAGUUUUAUGAUCCUUUCGGCAUGGUUCUAAAUUGCUCUCUAGAAUGGUUCUAUCAGUACCCAGCUCCAUCCAUAGGGUAUUAGUGUUCCAAUUUUCCCAUAUCCCCUUAAGCAUUUAUCAUUUUUCCUUUUUUGUCAUAGUAGUGGUAUCUUGGAAUUGUUUUCAUUUGCAUUUCUCUAACUAAUAAUGAUUUGGAACAUUUUUUAUGUAAUUAUGAAUGGUUUUAAUUUCUUUAUUCAAUAAUUGCCUGUUCAUAUUCUUUGUUAAAGCACAUUUAAAUGUGGCCCAUUCUGCCCUUCACAAGCACUCCUCUUACUACUACUCUCUCUAUCUAUGUACACUUCUUCAAUAAUGAUAAAACUUUUAAGAGUUAGUAAUAUCUUUCCAUGUAGGAAUAUAAAUAAUUUUACCUUAUUGAGUCCCUUAAAUUUUUUCUCUUUCUUAUUUAGCUUUUUAUGCUUCUCUUGCAUUUUGCAUUUGUACAUCAAAUUUCCUGUUUAAAUCUGGUCUUUUCUUCAGGAAUGCUUUCAAAUUUUCUAUUUUAUUAAAGCCCUUGAAGAAUAUAGUCAGUUCUGAUGGAUAGGUAAUUCUUAGUUGUAAACCCAGUUCCUUUGCCUUCUGGAAUAUCAUAUUCCAAGUCUCACAAUUUUUCAAUCUACAAACUGCCAGAUCCUGUGUAAUCCUGAUUGGGGCUCCAUGAUAUCUGAGUUUCUUCUUUCUGGCUGCAUAUGGUAUUUUCUCCUUGGCCUGUAGGCUCUUAAACUUGGCUACAAUAAGUCAUUUGGAGAUUUAUUGCAGGAGGUGGUCUGUAGAUUUAAAAAAAUUAUUUUACCCUCUUUCAAGAAUAUUAGGGCAGUUUUCUUUGAUAAUUUCUUGUAAUAUGAUGUCUAGGUGGUUUUUUAAUCAUGAUUUUCAGGUAGUCUUAGAUUGUCUUUCCUGGGUCUAUUUUCAAUGACAGUUGUUUUUUCUAUGAGGUAUUUCAUACUUUCUUCUAUUUUUUUCAUUCUUUUGAUUUUGUUUUAUUGUUUCUUGAUGUCUCAUGAGGUCAUUAGCUUCUAUUUGGCUAAUUCUAAUUUUUAAUUUUUUAUUUUCUUCCAUGACCUUUUGAUCCUCCUUUCCCAAUUGGUCCAUUAUACUUUUCAUGAAACUCUUUUCUUCAUUGGACUUUUUAACCUCUUUUUCCAGUAGGUCAAUUCUGUUUUUUGAGAAAUUAUUUUCUUCAUUAUAUUUUUGUGUCUCUUUUUCUAUUUGACCAAUUUUGUUUCAUAAUCUGUUAUUUUCUUUUUUGUAUUACUUUCAUUUAUUUUUCCUAUUUUUCUUCAACCUCUCUUAUUUGAUUUUUUGAAUUCCUUUUUGAGCUCUUCUAGUGCUUGCAAUCAAUUCCUAUUUUUCUUUGAAGUUUUACAUAUGGCUACUGAGUCUGUGCCUUGGUCUUCUUUGUCUACUUAGAAAUUUUCUAUGGUUUGGCGUUUCUUUUGCUAUUUGCUCAUUUCCCUUUUUUUCCAGCCUUUUUUGGACUAGGAGUUUUGAAAACGGCUGAUUUAGUCUCCUCUGCUGAUGGCUUGCAAAACUUAGCUCACAUGAACUUUUUUUGUUCUGGGGCUAGGGGCUUCACCACAGACUUGAAAAGGUCAAGUGCUUUGGACUUCAAAAUCUUCCUGAAGGGUGGUGCUAGGGCUUGGGACUUCAAGAGGUGGGUGUGGAGUACUCUGCUGUUGGCUUAGGCAGGGUUCUGGUGUCUUAAAGUUGUCUUAUGCCAAGGUUUAGAACCUGGGUGGCCUGUACUCCUCUGUGAGCAGUUUUACUUCCAGUUCCUCUUCAUCCUAUGAAAAUAGGCUCUCUACCUAUCUUUCAAGUUAUUUUCCACAGGAGAGUUCCUUCAUUCCACCCUCUUGUUAGUUCUGUGACUUCAGACAUUUUGAGGCUCUAUUUUAAGGUUUAUUUGAGAGAAUUCUCAGAAUGUUUCCAGCUUUCUCUGCUACUAAGCUAUCAUCUUGGCUCAGUGCCCCACCCCCAAAUCCCACUCCUGUACUUUGGUGCUAUGUGGUGUCCCUGAUUUCAAUCUCCUUGCCUUGAUUAAAGACCCUUGUUGUUGCUAUUUUGGUAGUCCUCUUUAUUUCAUGUUAACACUAUAUUGUCAGAUUGAUGGAAUGGAAAAUACCUUCCAAUAUUAAUUUUGCUUUUUUUCCAAUUAACAAGUUUUUAUUUUAUUUCCUCUCUACGAUCUUCCACCUCCUACAAAAAAGAACAGAAAAAAAGAAAAGAAAAAUAGAGCCCAAAUGACAAAUAUGAAUAGUAAAACUAAACAAAUUCCUCUACUGGACAUGUCCAAAAAGGGCGUCUCAUUCAUUGUUUUCAAUCUAUCACUUCCAUGCCAUGUCCAGAGAUUCUCUGAGUCCAAAUUCAGUGUUUUCUCUACUAUAUCCUGAUGCCAAGGUCUCUUCAGCUCUAAAAUUAUUUGAUCCACUGUAAUUUUAACUUUAUCUGAAGAUCUAUCAUUGUAUUUACUGUUCUCAACAGUAAUUAUCACUGCUAUUUUUUCUAAGUGACCCAUAUUUGGUCCCAAAUUUUAUGAGGGGCCAAAAUGAACCUGAUGCUUGAGUGGCCACAUUAUUCUUGGGCUAUGUGAAAAAUAAAUCCCUUUCUUAAAAUUCA
Molecule: messenger RNA, 16449 nt
Organism: Monodelphis domestica (gray short-tailed opossum)
Lineage: Eukaryota; Metazoa; Chordata; Mammalia; Didelphimorphia; Didelphidae
Gene: DIPK1C
Product: divergent protein kinase domain 1C
Source: RefSeq, a predicted model, not a curated record